CGGGCAACAGCAGGGGCGCGCUGGCAAACCAAACCACGCGACACGCGCCUGGGCCCAGCCUAGUGCGCGCCUCGGCGUCGCGCAACAGCCAUCGCCAAAUAAUCUUUCCUCAAACACCGUCAAUCCGUGCGAGGAGCGUCGCGGCUCUCUCAACAGCGCCUUCGAGUCAGACAAGGUACCUCCUUCAUGCGAGCUCGCGCCCUACGUUUGGCCAAGGAUUCUGCUGGUCUCUCGCUUCUGUUUUGCGGAUGACCGCGCGCUUCGCAUCAUCACGAAGAGGAUCGUCAAGCCGGGCUGGCGCGAAUUCUAUCACAGGCAUGGCCCGAUGACAUCUCCGCGUACCCGCCUCAAUGGCACACAUAGACAGCGCCUCACCCCCCGGCCGCGCCCGCUCACCAACCAGCACAGGGAUGCAUACCGGCCCUGAUUCGUACUAUUCUAAUCAAGACAUAACUAUCUUGCACUUCAUCGUCGCCGCUGCUCAGGAUGAGCUUGACCAUGCACCAGAGCCCAAGCCCCUUCCGGCCGCUGUACUUUUCAAGGCAUAUGACGAGAUCCUACCGACCUUUGGUAUCGACCCAGACUCCGAUCACCACCUGUCUGCUUUCAUUUUCCGAAUUGGUGGUGAACAAGGAAAUGGCACUCUUUCGGAUAAAUUUCAGCUCAUCCUCGGCCGCAUGGGCAUCAUUCUUGAGUUUGGGGACAACUCUACCAUCUCGGCUGCAACAUCAUCCACGCUCUCAACAUCCCCGUCCCAGUCGCACUCGAGUCGCCCCAAUUCGGCCCUAAAGCCCGAUGUCGUUGGACCCUCUCAUGGGGUCCCGGGCGCGCCAGAGGUAUCGUCGUGGAAUAGAGCUGGGACUCCCUUCCUCGCCAACCUGAGCGUACGCCGUCACGUUCGUCCAAAUGCUUCAAACUUGAGUGCCCAAAACGCCCCUUUGUCCAGGUAUCUUAGCAGUCAAUCAGAGAUUGCAGGCGAUCGACGCUCGCCUGUUUCUAUCGAUGGGCAUUCGACGCGCCCCGAAAACCCAUCUCCUGUCGUAUUUCAGGAGGCUUUUGCCAGCAAAAUCGAAAACUCGUAUCCCGUGAGUCGACACGGGAACUCAUACCCUACGCUCACAGGUUACGAUCCUACAACACGGGCCCUGGACGUGCCCUCAGCCGGCGAUCGUUGGCGAGACCUCGCGAGCGUUCUGUCUGGGCACAUAACGCGCGGACGAGAUGCCUUGGCCACGCAUCGGUCUGAGGCCUUGGAGAUCAGCACUCGCCCUGACGGUGCCACUACUGAAUCGGGAUUACCUCCGUCACAGGACCUACAUGAGCCGCCAGUGCCAAUGCUUGCAAAUUCUGGUCACAGCCAUGCUAGCGCCUCAGGGGAGCGAGGCCAUCAAGUGUGUAUUGCAUCACCCAAACAAUCAUCGGAGUCCCCCGCGACCCCACUGCGCCCAAUAUUCAACGAUAAGGGGGCGUCAAAAACGGUCAGGGCCCCAACGAGCAGUCACCCUGCCAACCUGGGGAAAAUCCCUUUUCACCGCGCGGCGAGGGCACGCGAGCUAUACCUUGCUAGUAAAUUUUUUAAUCGAUGGGCAGGCCGAACGGCUACCAAACUCGAACGAGAAGCUGUGGCGCGAAGACAUAUGAUACGGUUUCGGUGUUUCCAAGGCUGGAGUAGAGCGCCAACGCUCAAGGCUCCUGCAGCAGAGCAUUUGCGCGCAACAACUGCUGUACAAAAGCUGCGCCGAGCAAUAGCCUACAAUGAAGAGCAGCUCAGCCUAGCUGCAGCGGCGCUUGCGCAAGCUUCUCAAGCCACAAUGGUGCGGGCGGCCCUGGGUAGGUGGAUGUGUCAGGCAGCUCAGCUUAUGUUUCGACGGAGGCUCGGUUCAAAGUCACUUCGCGCAGGUAUCAAGCGGUGGUCCUCACGGACUCAGGAGAACGCCGUGCUAGGGCGAGCAGCUUCGUCGGUAGCUGCCCGUGGCGUCGAGCUCAGUGCCGUAAACAGAUGGGCGUGUCAAAUCGAGAGCAGCGGUGCUGAGCUUGCAGCAGCACAGCACCUCGCGACAUCCUUCAGCUCAACCAGCUGCUUGAAUGAAUGGGCAGCCCAGGUGGAAGUAUCGCGACGCGCCCGAGAACAUCGUCAGCUUCGGCAAGUGGAGCUACUGAACACGGCGCUCGAUAGCUGGGGAUUGCGGGCAAGGGCACAAGCGUUCGCCUGGAGGCGCGAGUAUCUAUCCGUCGCCAAGGCCUUUGAGCAGUGGACCGAAGUGGCCCACCGAGAGAAGGUAGCGGCAGACGCUGCUCAACACCAUCGCAGCUUGAUCGGGGUGGCGAAAGUAUGUGGCGGAAUAGGGCGACUCCAAAACGACUGCUUGGAGCUCAAGCGUUUGCAUGCCCGUGCCCGCCUUUUCAUCGGGUCGUCUCGCCUCUUGGCAACCUUGGACGCGGCCGUGGAUCGUCGCAAGAACCGCAUGAGAAGCAUGGUGCGUCGCUAUCUCAUGGCGAGGUAUGCACAAAUGUCGUCCAAGCGCAGAAAACGCAACUUUUACACGGCGCUUGAUCGAUGGAAAGCGGCGAGCCAGGGCGAUGUCAUCGCGACACAGGUGGCAGAAGAUCUGCAUGCCGCCGGCGCCGCAGCCCUUUCUCACAGAGCAAUGCUAGUAUGGCACAUGAGUGCCAUCGACGAUCAGGGACUACAAGCCACAGCUCGCGACCACUACAAACAGGCUUGGGUGGAUGCAUGGCUGACACUCACGACGCAGCAUGGCGCUGGCGAAGCGUCUGCUUGGAGCGUAUGGGCUGCGGAACAACAGCGCCAUAGUCUCAAGGCGUGGUCGAUAGCCACCCUGCAGCGGAACGGACAGGCACAUACGGCGACCGUCUUGCGGCAGAGGCAUGGUCGUGAUAAGUGGCUGCGAGCCCUCCAACAAUGGAGGAAUGUCCUGAAUGACGCUGGACCGAGCACGAAAGGGCAACUGCCACUGAGGGUGACAGAGAUGUCCAGUACCAAAGGCACCAACUUUACUGGCUGGAAGUCACUUCCGCCACGUUUGUCAUACGUCAGACGGGAUCACGACUUUCCAAACACCCCUAUGCAGACACCAACUCGUUGGACGGGGAGUGCUCUGCCUGUGACUAGUACUAGUCGCACGUCAAGGUUCAUGGCCACGGUACAGGAAGCAGAUGACGAGUCGGCUGCCACUUCAAGCGCCGCGGGAGAGCCGUCGGCCUGGGGGCGACACUCUCGAGGAUCGGUCGCGAGUCUCAUGGCUAGGCAAUUACCAUCGACGACACCGCAGGCCCCUGUGCCGACACACCUGGAGCGGCAACGGCAGCUAGGCAGGGGCUUACUAACCAGGUCGGUGCCAGUAAAGCCCAUCGCAAGGCAUGCCAGACCCAACAGGCCAUCGACUGCGACAGGGCCGGGCAGGGCCGACAUUCCUGGCCGCAGUCCAGAGCUCGUUGGGUUCACUGCAGCCCUGCAAGGACCCAAGCCGCGUCGUGUGGCACCGGUGGCGCCAGGCAGUCCCGGAAAGCCACUCGUCACCAGAACAGAGACCUGAGCCUCACUGGCCUGGCGGUGUUACGGCCUGAUCCUCGCCUGGCGAUAGUCUGGCUAGUAUCCAUAGACAGGACGCACGACGCAAGCGAAUGUUCUCAUUCCCCAGCUGUUUGACACGGAUGGUCUAUGAUGAGGUCGAUGGGUUUGGGCAAGAGAUCUGUGAUGUGUGGAGUUGUGUGUAGGGGCUUGCGUUGAUUAGACUACUUGAUACCCAUUUGAAUAAAGAAACUCCAGUUGAGGCUUUCUUGGUUGGACGAUGAG
Molecule: messenger RNA, 3817 nt
Organism: Purpureocillium takamizusanense
Lineage: Eukaryota; Fungi; Ascomycota; Sordariomycetes; Hypocreales; Ophiocordycipitaceae
Exons: 3
Coding region: 351-3557 (1068 amino acids)
Source: RefSeq, a predicted model, not a curated record